AUGCAACCAACAGAUCUUGUGAAAAUGUUAAAUAGUAUUGUGAAUGGAUUUGAUGUAUUGACAGAGAAGUAUGAAUUGGAAAAGAUUAAGACUAUUGGAGAUGCUUACUUUCUAGUUGGUGGUCUUCACAAUAGUCAAUCUGAUCACCCAGAGCGUGUUUUAAAGUUUGCCAUCGAUGCAUUUGGAGUCAUUCAUCAAUAUAACAAGAAUAAGGUUGUGGAAACAGAAGAUAUCAAUAUAAGGUAUGUUUUAAUAGGUGAUGGAAACAUUAUUAAUCAAAUUCAUUCGUAUAGAGUUGGCAUCAACACAGGAUCAGUUGUGGCAGGUGUGAUUGGCUCCAAGAAGUUUGCCUAUGACCUAUGGGGUGAUGCCAUCAAUGUGGCUUCAAGAAUGGAAUCCACUGGAGUUGCAGGUACUAUUCAAAUUUCUCGUUCGACCUAUGAGAGAGUCUUCGAUUUGGGAUAUGAAUUUGAAGAGAGGGAGGUUGACGCUAAAGGCAAAGGAAUAGUCAAGACCUAUCUCAUGAAUCCAAAACACCUAAUGAGUGUUAAUUAUUCACACAUACUCACCACUCAACAAUCGUUACAGGAUGUGAUGAAAUCUCAACAGAGUAUGUUUGCUCUCUCAACCAUUAGAGAAAAAGACGAAUAA
Messenger RNA from Naegleria gruberi, 651 nucleotides. RefSeq lists its product as uncharacterized. NCBI's taxonomy places the organism in Eukaryota, Heterolobosea, Eutetramitea, Acrasida, Naegleriidae. Gene Ontology annotation, biological process: cGMP biosynthetic process; intracellular signal transduction; receptor guanylyl cyclase signaling pathway. The record is from RefSeq and is a predicted model, not a curated record. Gene Ontology annotation, molecular function: guanylate cyclase activity; peptide receptor activity. The transcript has a single exon. The coding region runs from base 1 to 651 and encodes 216 amino acids.